This is a messenger RNA of Pleurotus ostreatus (oyster mushroom), 1653 nucleotides long. RefSeq lists its product as uncharacterized. The transcript is spliced from 7 exons. Lineage: Eukaryota; Fungi; Basidiomycota; Agaricomycetes; Agaricales; Pleurotaceae. The coding region runs from base 1 to 1653 and encodes 550 amino acids. The record is from RefSeq and is a predicted model, not a curated record.
AUGUCUACCUACUACAAAUUUGGAGGCUACGAACCGAGUUUCCAUUGGUUUCAAUUCCGGCUCCAGGACCUUGCAGAAGCCAUCGCUGGGGACACGUCGCUUUUGCGUUCGGUUGACACCAAAGGGCCUGUUGAAGUGACCCUCGGGAUCGGGAAAUCAGGGGCCAGCUCCCUGCUCCUGAACGAGGAACAAUUCCAGGCCCUAUGGCACGUCUAUAAACGCGUCGAACGCGCGCCAAGUCGCGUGUUUUCUCCACGAGACUUUGAGUCUCUCAGCCCCAUCGAUUUCGACGGGGCCGAGUCGCUGCACCGGAAACUGAAGAGGCUGACACCGCGGAAGACGAAGGUCGGCUAUGACACCAGCCCGGCCAACAGAGUGUUCCAUGAUGCAGCCAGUGCUGGGGAUGGCCGUCUCCGGGGGUUGUUCGAGCUCAACCGGUGUCUGUACCGCCUUAUUAACGGGGGCAUAGAUCCUCACAAGUUCGCGCUCAACGGUGAAUGUGCAUCAAAAAUACGGAUAUGUGCGCUGGUCAUCAACACCUGGACCCAGGACGGUCGGCCGGCGGAUGCUCGAAAGCGCAACCCGAAGAUUCUCGACAUCGGCGUGACUUCUGUAGACCCGUCUGCACCCACUCUCCAAGCCACCCGAACCUCAACACACUUCAUAGUCAAGGAAAGCAAUAUGUUGAAUAAAGAGGCUAGGAAGGAAUUCAGAUAUGGAGACUCCAAGGAAGCUGCUCUCGCAGACAUAGCUUCCCAGCUCAGGAGCCUCCUACUCGCUGGGCCCACCGUCCUCCUCGUCGCUGGCGCUGACACCACAGAAGAUAUCUUGAACGCCAUAGACAUCGACACAUCCUCCUGGGCGCACGGCAUCAAACCCCUAGUCCAGAACGAUAUCGCGUAUCUUCAGCAACCCGCCCUGUCUCCGAAACCCUAUUACCACCGGGAGGAUGGGCCAAGCACAUACCAAUCUCAUCGCUCGCGCUCGCGCUCCCCCACUCGCCCAACCUCGAACUCGAACUCGAACCCGUAUCAUUCCUCCCGAUCGUCGACAGCCAUGUCAUCCCGAACCGCCUCCACCGCCCCCCGCACCAGCCGCACUCCCUCCGAGUCCUUGCCAAGUCCGCGCCGCCGCCAGUACCUCCCCGUCUAUAUGGUCGACGUGCAGCAGAUGUAUGAGAAGCUGAAGAAGACGGGGGAUAAAGACAACAUCUACCACAUCGCGGAAUAUCUUCAGGUCGAAGUGCCAGUCGGUACCACUCCCGCUGUGAACAACGCUGCCUCUGGGAAGGCUACAGCUGGGGGUAUCUGUGCGGGCAACGAAUCACGGCUUCUCAUCGACAUCUGGGCAGCGAUGGCAAGCGGGGCAGCGAUCGAUGAGCAACACGAGGAAAGGGCGCUGGUGCAGCGUCCAAGAGAAGCGAGCCGUCAAGCAGCACACAGUCAAUCCGGCACUAAGGUGGAACCUGCUGCCACUGCCGGCGGCCUCGCAAGUUCUGGGGUAUAUGAUGAUGAUGAUGAUGAUGACGACGACGACGACGCGGACCCGUUUAUAUCCAUGCAGCAGGCAAUACAGCACCAGGAAUCGAAUGGUGUUAAUCCAGGUGAUGAUUAUUAUGAUAUUGACUCUGAUCUUGGCUCAGACAUGGACUAA